GUACACAGAACAUUGCAGUUCUUAUAUGGUAUCAGAGCCGUUUACCUCUUCAUCGAGAAUUUUUUUUAAUCCCUCUCUUCAGUGAUGUCGUCCCCCACUGUUGCAUCCUCAACCGAGCUCGUUCAUGUGGCUGGCUCGAAGCAUUUUCCGAUCAAAUUAACUAAAACAAAUUUCCUUGUGUGGCGCCAACAGGUUCAUUCCACCCUUGUUGGCCUCGAUCUCCUUGGAUUUGUCGAUGGAACCUCUGUUGCCCCUGUCCAAUUCCUUGAUGCUGCCACCAAGAAGCUUAAUCCAGUGUAUCUGUUGUGGCAUCGCCAAGAUCAAAUUCUCCUCGGGGCUAUCUUGGGAAGUCUUUCCGAGUCGGUUCAGCCCCUCAUCUCUUUAGCCACUACGGCUCAUGAGGCCUGGACUCGGCUCACAUCUAACCUUGCGAGCAUGUCUCGUAGUCAUAUUAUAUCUCUUAAAGCACAACUCCACAAAAAUCCCCGUGGUUCUCGGUCAAUUGAUGAGUUCAUUGCCGACAUGUCCACAAUUGCAGCUGAUCUUGCGCUUGCCGGAAGUCCCGUUGAGCACGAUGAUCUCAUUGUGUCCAUCAUGACCCAACUUGGUGACGAAUAUAUGUCUAUCUACCAAUCUCUCCGUGGCCGCAAUGAAAGCCUCACCAUUGAUGAACUUGGACAUAUCCUGAAUGAUUGUGAGCGUCAACUUCAACCCAAGGAUGCACUUGAGACCCCGAUUGUUCCGACUGCCAACUAUGUUGGACGGUCUACGAGUGGUGGUUCUAGCUCUUCCUCUCGGCCAUCUGGACAUUCACAUGCUCCCUCUCGCGACUCCUUCCGCCGAGGGCGUGGAUGACGUGGGGGUUCCACUGGUGG
Cuscuta campestris is the source of this 875-nucleotide messenger RNA. NCBI's taxonomy places the organism in Eukaryota, Viridiplantae, Streptophyta, Magnoliopsida, Solanales, Convolvulaceae. The record is from the annotation of a GenBank genome assembly.